CAAGUAUUAUUUUCAGAUCCUAAAAAACACAAAACAGCUCUCUACAAGAAUAUUUGUAAUGUAAUUAAUAAUUCGAGAAGUCACUGCUACAUUUCAACACCAUAUUUCUACCCACCUGAAAGGUUAAAGCAAGCUCUUAUUGCUGCAAAGAAGAAUGGAUGUGAUGUGAGACUGUUAACUUGUGGAAGAAGUGACGUUCCUGGCAUGAGAUAUAUCAGUACAUAUAUUUAUGGAGAAUAUUUAAAGCAAGGUAUCAAAGUAUACGAAUAUUUUGGAAAGACCCUUCAUGCUAAAUACAUGACAAUAGAUGGAUUUUUCACAUCGAUGGGUUCUUACAAUUUGGAUAGAAUGAGUUUAGAAACUAAUUUAGAGAUUGGAAUUCAACACUAUGAUUUGAAAUUGGCAUCUGAGCUUGAGAAAGACUUUAAACGUGAGCUUGAAGUUUCCAAAGAAAUAACUUAUGAGGAUUGGGUAAAUAGACCAUUCAAAAUGAAGAUGAUGGGUUUCUUCUACUAUUGGGUUUAUGAACUGUUUGGACCU
Molecule: messenger RNA, 540 nt
Organism: Naegleria gruberi
Lineage: Eukaryota; Heterolobosea; Eutetramitea; Acrasida; Naegleriidae
Exons: 1
Molecular function (GO): catalytic activity
Source: RefSeq, a predicted model, not a curated record